AUGGCAAAAGGCAACGCCACACCACCCAUCGCUCGCCGCCGGGCCAACGCCGUGACACUCCUCCCCACCAAUGUGCCCCACCGCUUCCUUCGCCUGCUGGCCGCCAUCCCGAAAAUCGUCCGCCGUCGCCGUCGCCAGCGCAGCCUCAUCGCCGUCUCCCCCUCCUUCCGGCCGCCGCUCCGGACCUCCGAGAAGCCUAGAUGCGGAAUCCAAUCCCGAACCCCUUCGCCGACCCCGACCCGCGAGGUCGAGGCGCCGCCGAAGCCGAAGCGCCCGGAGGCGGAGCAGCCGCCGCAAGAGGAGCCCGCCGCUGCCGCUGCCGCGGGCAAGUACUGGGCUCACCGGCACAGCCUCUUCUCCCUGUACGACCGCGGCGUGCUGAUGGACGCCGAGGGCUGGUACUCGGCCACCCCGGAGGCCAUCGCCGCCGCGCAGGCCGCCCGCGCCUCCCCCGCCGGCCUCGUCGUCGACGCGUUCGCCGGCGUCGGCGGCAACUCCAUCCAGUUCGCAGCCAGGGGUUGCUACGUGGUCGCGGUGGAGAUCGAUCCCCGCAAGGUGGAGCUGGCGAGGCACAACGCCAGGAUCUACGGCGUGGAGGACAUGAUCGAGUUCGUGGUCGGCGAUUUCUUCCGGCUCGCGCCUUCCUUAAAGGCAGAUUUGGUGUUCCUUUCACCACCAUGGGGAGGGCCAUCAUACAAUCAGACUCCUAUUUACACCCUCGAUAUGUUGAAGCCAAAAGAUGGGUACACGUUAUUUCAAGCAGCUCAGAAAAUAGCCCGUAAUAUCAUCAUGUUUUUGCCACGAAAUGUGGACAUAGUCCAAGUAGAGGAGCUAUCCUGGUUGUGUUCUCCUCCCUUAGAUUUUGAGAGUGAAGAGAACUAUGUGCAACACAGAUUCAAAGGAAUUACUGCGUAUUUUGGAAAUGCAGCACGGUGACCAAGACCAUCAUCGAGGUUGAAAUCAAGAACAGUGAGAUAUUCUUCACGAGUGCCCCUUCCCCGCACAGUACCCAAAUUUGGGCACGAGAAAUUAGUCCCGUA
Lolium rigidum is the source of this 1040-nucleotide messenger RNA. Its product is annotated as trimethylguanosine synthase-like. Gene Ontology annotation, cellular component: nucleus. The transcript is spliced from 5 exons. Gene Ontology annotation, biological process: 7-methylguanosine cap hypermethylation; 7-methylguanosine RNA capping. NCBI's taxonomy places the organism in Eukaryota, Viridiplantae, Streptophyta, Magnoliopsida, Poales, Poaceae. Gene Ontology annotation, molecular function: RNA cap trimethylguanosine synthase activity. The coding region runs from base 1 to 936 and encodes 311 amino acids. The record is from RefSeq and is a predicted model, not a curated record.